Messenger RNA from Sardina pilchardus (European sardine), 3279 nucleotides. Its product is annotated as leucine-rich repeat and IQ domain-containing protein 1-like. The record is from RefSeq and is a predicted model, not a curated record. Lineage: Eukaryota; Metazoa; Chordata; Actinopteri; Clupeiformes; Clupeidae. Gene Ontology annotation, molecular function: protein binding. Bases 253 to 3279 code for a protein of 1008 amino acids. The transcript has 16 exons.
GAGGAGAAGAAGAAACUAGAAGAAGAGGAGGAGGGGAGAAAACAAAGAGAAGAGAAAGAGAGACGGAAGAAAUUUGAGGAGGAGAAGAAGAGAAAAGAGGAGGAGGAGAGACGGAGACAGCAGGAGGAGCAGAGAAGAAAGGAGGAGGAGGAAAGGAAGAGGAUAGAGGCAGAAGAGCAGAGGAGAAGACAAGAAGAGGAGGAGGAGAGAAAGAGAAUAGAGGGGGAGAGAAAGAGAAAACUUCAGGAAGAGAUGAAAAGGAAAGAGGAAGAGAGAAAAAGGGAGGAGGAGAGGAGGAUAAAGGCAGCAGAGGGCAGCAGAGCGCUGCAGGAGGAGAAUGAGGAGGAGAGCGAGACCAGGGAGGUUCAGAGCACACACAGGCCUGGGCCACAUGAGACAGAGAACACGCACGUGAACCCUGCUGAGCAGAGAACACCGCUGAGCUCUGAUGAUGUGAGGCCUGACGAGCCCCAAGCCAGGACUACUGGCACUGCCCCACAAACGUCGAAUCGGCACCGCAGAGGAACCAACGGUCACCUGGAUCAACCCAGCCCCACAGGGAACGGUCAGUGUGUUGGGCCCCAAAGCGCCCACACUGUUGAGGCUGUGCUGGCCGGGCCUGUGUGCCUGCCCGAGGCCACGGAGCAGAAGCGUCUGGCCUGGAUGCUGAGCUGCAUCCCCUGGUCCAAGCUCUCCGUGCAGAACAAGAGGAAGUGCCCCCCGGGGCCACAGGCCAAGAGGAGAGGGCCCCGGAGGCCAACGCAGUCCAGCCUGCCGCCUCUGUCCGUGGACAUGGUCCUGCAGUCAGGGGCCUGGAGCUCCCUCACACAGGUCACUACUGUAAUGCUGGAGGACCUGCCGGGCUGCAGCUUGUCCACUCUGGCUGCUUGCGGUCAGCUGCAGUCCCUCAGUCUCCGGCGCUGUGGCCUCACCUCUCUGGAGGGACUCAGCUCCUGCACACAGCUCAGGCAGGUCGAUGUGCAGGAAAAUUCCAUCACGUACGUGGACUGUAGGGACCUGGCCCGGCUCCAGGUGCUGAGGCUGGGCAGGAACCAGCUGACCUCCAUCCACGGCCUGGACGGAGCCGGGGGGCUGGUGGAGCUCCAGCUCUCCCACAACCGUAUCUCUCGACUGGGUGGCCUGGAGGCUUUGAAGAAUCUGCAGAGCUUGUGGAUCGAUCACAACCAGCUCACGAGUUCCCGCGGCCUGACCGAGGCUUUCACGCUGCAGCACCUCGACCUGUCGCACAAUCACCUGACCAAGGCCGAGGGGCUUGACCACUGCGCCCUGCUCCGCACGCUGCGCCUGGCAGGAAACACGCUCAUGGAGGCUCCCAGUCUGAGGAAUCAUGUGCUGCUGGGAGAGCUGAUGCUGGAGGACAACAGCAUCUCCUGCCUGGAGGGCCUGGCCCGCUGCUGGUUGCCGCUGCUUCACAGCCUCAACGUGUCCCAGAACAGCCUUACCCAGCUCCCUCUGCUCUCUGACUUCAUCUCCCUGACCACGCUGGAUGUCAGUCACAACUGCCUCUCCGAGCUGCAGAGUGUUUGUGAGUGUGUCCAGGGAUGCUCCCAUCUGCAGCAGCUCAACCUGACUGGCAAUCCUCUUCAGCAAGACACCAGCUGGAGGUCCUCUCUGCUGGCCGCUGUGCCGGGUCUGCUGCUGGUGGACGGAGAGGAGACUGGAGUGUGUGCGUCGCCCCGGACCAGCCGGCCCAUGGAGGGCAGCGUCCAGGCCCUGUGCCAGACCCAGCAGCUGCAGCUCCUCCGCCUGCAGAGCACACAGUGGGCAGAGAUCAGCUCUGCUUCUUCGCCCUUGGAGGCCCAGCUCCUGUCUGGUUGCCAUAGCGAGGCACUUUUCCGGCUGGCCGAAGAGCAGCGGUACGCCCAUGAGUACGGCGACACCAGCAUCACCCACACACAGCCGGCCCCCACGCACCCUCUGGAAGCCCACUCCCCUGCACCGUGCUCACCCACCGCGGCCGCUGGGGAGGCCAUGCCUGCUUUGAAGUACGCCAUUCGGACCCCUUCCCCACCAGAGCAGCGUCCCACCCGGGCCUUUGGAGACCACCGGUCCUCACGGCCCUCUGACCCGCACGGUACCGGUUCAGCCGACCGACCCGAGCGGCCCGCUGCCACUGGUGGGCCGGACGUGGGCCAGCGCGCGCAGAGGCCCGGCCACGGCCUCCCUGACCGCAGCCCGGGCUCACGGCACGCUAAGCUGGACCUGAGGAGCAUGGCAGCUGUGAUCAUCCAAAAACACUGGCGAGGAUACCAGUGCCGCAGGAGGAAGUGCCCACCUGAAAGCCCAGAGGCUCAUGGGAGAUGUAGUCCUUCAGUGAGGAGCAAGCUUGGGAUGGCAUUGCCAAAGCCUUCAGACCGGGACCAUGCUGCCACUGUAAUUCAGGCGGUGUGGAGGGGCCACGCGCUGCGCUCCCGACUGCACCGGGCCCUGGAUGCUGCCGCUGCUGCUGCUGCUGCUGCCGCCACUGCUGCCGCUACCGCCACGGGGCACGCCGGCCCGGGAGACGACGAGGGCCUGGAGGAGGUGGACGUGGACGAGUUUGUUUUUGAUGAGGAAGCUGUGGACAGGGAUUGGACAGCGCCGUGUUCCGAUGGCGUCUCACCUCCCCGAGAGCAGACAGAGCUGGCGGUGCCGGUGUUGGCACACUCUCAGCGGCACCUGCUGCUGCCAAAGGCCCCCGCGCUCUCCCAGGACCAGGAGACGGCUCUCAUUAUCCGCAGCGAGCGGAGCCGAGGGGGGGUGGGGAGGACCCCACCGUGGGACUGGCCGUGUUCCGCAACCAUGGCGCCCAGCCCGCCGCUGGCCCAGUGCGUGGGAGAGCCCCCCCGGAGCGCCAAGACGUCCGUAAAGGGGGCCGGCGUGUCUGCUCUGCUGCAGGAGCCCAGGGAGAGCGGCCCGGACUGGGGCCUGAGAGAUGGGGGCACAGGGCUGCCCGCCUCCCCCACCCACACCCCGGCCUGCCUAAUGGGCUUAAAAGCCCAGCUAACAGCCGUGACUGCUGGGGUCCCCCACCUCCUCAGGCCCCUCAUGUCCUCAAGGAGGGCUGAGGACAGGGGCACUCUGAGCCACUGCUCCAGCUCCGGCUCCAGCUCCAGCUCCAGCCCCCGGCCCCUUCUGCCGCUCCCCGCCCUGGACGUCACUCACGGGGCAGCGCAGUGCAGCGCAGCGCAGGCUGUCGUGCUCCCCGUCGCUGAGACCCCGUUACUUUGCCGACGCGUUAAUGACGGGCGGCGGGAGAGGGAAAAUAAUCGCUGCUGA